UUUGCUUCCUGCUGUAAUUUUCCUUUCCCUUCCUUUUGUUUACUGGUCUUCCUUCAAUUGAGAUCAGCUUAGAUGGCAAAUCCAAAAAGCAAGGAAACAAAAUUCUGUGCUGUUUGAGUAAAGCACAACAACAAUACCCAGGCUACAGCAAGGAACUCUCAGCAAAAGGGUAGCUUUUCUUGGUGAUAGCUUCUGUUUUUAGGCUGCCUGUGUUAUUAAUAUACUGCUGUCCUGGGAGAUGUACAUAAGCAGAAAUUCAGACACCUGAUACUUGCCAAACAUAGUUUCCGUAGCAGAUGGACAGACGUGCUGUGUCAUGAGUUAUGCCUCAGUCCUUGCACUGAUUUUUAUUUCUCAGCUCUCCAGUCAUUUGUUCGUUCAUCUUGGACAAACACAAGCCUCCUGCCCACUGAUUUUAGGGCAGGCUACGAGUUGUUUUUACUGGAUGCUAGGAGUGUUGGGGCUUUGGUUUCAAGGCAUAACUGGCAAGCUCUCUGCCUUUAAUGGUGACUUUGUGGACCUGGUUUACUGAACACCUUAUGUAUGUUGUACCGUUUUCAAGCUUCAGAAACACUUAAGUGCUAGCAGAGUCUGCUAAUUUACACUCAUUUAUUCUGAUUUCUCUGUCUUGCUGGAAGGGGAACUGGGCUUAGGAGUGCGCAGCAUUUCCCAGCACGUGAAGCACUGGAAGUAAAAGAGGAAUGGGAUGGGGGGAGGCAGGGAUGAGAAAGGCAGAAUUGGCUGCAAAAUAGAGGGGAGAAAGGAAUGAUGAAGCCAAAGCUCACCUUUAGAGAAAAAGGCAUUGGUGAAUUUGGCAGUGUUAGUCUGCUCUAAAUUAAAGAUGCAGUUUGAUGGUUUUCUUACUUGUUUUGUCUGUUAGAUGUGUUGUUAGAUGCCCAGGCUGCACAGUGCGUCAGGAGUGUGCUGCGAACCAUUGUCCAAGUGUCAGUGCUUGCUUGUGGGCCCUGAGUGGAAGAGGAGAGCAGGCUGGGCAAGCGACACUUGCUCUUGCCAGUAACAAGCCUGUUUGCUUGCAUACCUGGCUUUUAAAAUGGCUGCAGCCCCAAGGAGCAAGACUAAAACCUGUCUGCAAAUGGCUCAGGGUGCAAGGGAGGACUUGUGUGUGGCUCUGAGGGGUGAUGUCCUCUUGUCUCCGAGUAAAGCACCAGUGAGACAGAGGGUAGCUCUAGCAAAUUCCUCCUCUCCCAACUUUCCCUUCAGAGUGCUGGGCUGUUUGGUUCUCGCUUUGCCUGUGCCACGCAGCCGGCCAGGGUAGUGCUGUGAUGUGUGAGGUGCUGUGCACAUCCCUGCCCUGGGCAGGGUGUUGCAGGUGAAAGCCGGACAAGCGGAUAACAGGAGUGCAGUGGAUGUGAUCGCUGUCAGGUGUUUUCCAGGAAUACCCACAAGUCCUUCUCUGGGACCAGACCUCUUCAUUGUCCAAGAUGCUGUUCAAACACAUCCUGUUUUCCAGAGUUUACAAUGUAACCCCCAAAGCCUUGAAACAUCCAACUCCAGGCAGCAAUAAUCUGCACGUUCUUGGCCAGGGAUACCCGGGAGAUGUCGGGGAGGGCUGUUCCGUGUGUCAGGCUGCUGCCUGGCACCACUAAUCCAGGCACAUCCCUCCCUGCCCAAGGCCAGCAGCUGUCAGAGCGAGCUGAGGAAAUAGUUAACUGCAUGAGUGAGAAUUGCUAAAGUGAAACAUUUUCUCCCAUGCAGGGUGCAGUGAGGCCUCUCAUCACUUCUCCUACCAGCAUUAAUUAAGCAUAUGGCAGGGACAGAGAUGCUGGCUGUCCUGGGAGGCUUGGACUGGUUGCACACCUGAGUGUCUGUGGCCAGUAACUAUGUGGUUCUCCUGUGCUGGGAAAGGGUAAGCUACAGAGAAGCUUCUACACAAGUCUUAGCUCCGGUCAGGGGAGAAAAUGCUGCUUUAUAAUUGUCUUCAAAUGUGGUGCUGAAGAGAGCAGGCAGGAUUGUGAGGACGAAUGCUGCAGGACUUUGGGACAGCAAGAUGGGUGUCUGCAUUGAGCCGUGGGCACUGGGGUCGCCUCCUUUCUGUGGCUGCAUGUUCAGCCCUGCACUUGACCCAUCAUUUGGGAGUCUAGGGCCUGGCCUGGAUUUGAAACUUGUUGUUUUAAAGAACAGGGAGGAGAAAAACAAAUAAAACUGGUUUUUAGCAUAGUGAGUCUGGAAAGUCCUGUUUUUUUCAGUGCAUUUUUCCAGUGCUGACUGAGACAGAGGGCUUGGUGAGCAGGUACAGAUGUGGAAAUCAGGCUGCUCUCUCUGCGGGUUGGCAUUGCUGCCAGUUUACCGCAAGUGCUUGCACAGCCCCCCAGCUUGCAUGUGUAUUGGUUUCUUUAAAAUGAGCAGGGAAGUAGAGUUACUUCUGUCAGGGUAGCUUUGCAAGGCUGAAAGUGUUGCACCAUUUUGAGAGUGAAGGCAGUACCUUGCCUCUCCGUCUUGCUUGCUGAGUGUACUCAGAGUUACUGUUUCUCGCCAGCAUGCCCUGCAGAAGGCAGUUGUGCGGUGGGGAGCGAGCAGGGGCCUGUGCCAGUUGCGCAGCAGCAGCACAGCUGCUUUGUCACCUGCAGGACUUUUACUUCUGUUGAUGUGAGAGCUGGAAGGGAUCCAGUAGGACUUUCAGGUGCUGGGUUGCGUUGCAGGUCUGCCUGUUAGAAGGGCUGGGUCCAUCUGCCCAGAAGCAAUGGGCAGAGGAAAUGUAAGAUAAAUCUAUAAGGCUUUUCCCUCAGCUAUCCCACACAAAGACAUGAUGUUUGUGGUUUAUUAGCUGGACAAUGCUUAAAGUGCAUUCUAUUGAAUUGUAUCCUGAAAAACAAACCAUCCAUGUUUGGAGCUGCUGGAGCUGCCAGAGCUUUGAGACUGGGCUGGGAGGAGCUAUGCAAGUGCAAAGCACUAGUUUCAGAGGCAGUGUGGAUUCUCCUAAGGCAAACCUGUCCGUUGGUGUAACGUCAAUGCAGCCACAUCAGAUGAAUCACAGCCCAAGUUUUUAUCCUGAGAACUGCUAGCUCAGCUUUUUUUCCCCAUCGGCUCAUAAUUUUACAAGAUGAAAUCCUGCCAUGUUAAUAUGUAGUAUAGAUUCAGUCAGUUGUUAAGAACCAUUUGGAGUCGGUGAUUUGGACAAUCGGUGUUGAGUGGGCUGCCGGUAUGUUUGCUGUGUUGCUGUUCAGUGUCAGCCUUCCCGUUGCAUUUUGUAAGAGCUUCCAUUAAUUUCAGUAGAAAUCUGCAUUUGGGGUGAAGGGUGACCUAAUCUUUAAAAAGGAUCUUAAUCCACUUAGCCUCUCUUGCAAAGCUCAGCAUUUUUUCCUUGUCAGGAGCAGACUGCAUUCCUAACCUUGAUGUGUCACUUUCCAGUUGGCUUAAUAUUUGGGUGAGGAUAAAAAGGAAAUGUUUUUCAAAGAUUAAAAGAAUCCAUGCUGCUAAGGUAUGUGGAUGUGUGAUGUGCAAGUUUAAAAAAAAAAAAAAAAAGAGAUGUGAGCAUAGUUGUAACUGUUUGGGUGGUGGAAAAAAGAUAAAAUAACCCAGAUAACUAUAUAAAAUAACAGCAGAUGACUAUAGAGAACAAGCACAGGAAGAGGUAAAUCCAUCUGAAAGAGUGUAAAUGGGGAAUUAUGAAGGAAGAGGAAAUGGGACUGAAAUGUUUAAUGUAAAUUUAAGUGCAAGGCAAAAAUAGGACUCCUGUUAGUUUGACCUGUAAAGUCUCUUCUCAGAGUCCUGGGGGGGCAGCCAGGAAAAAUACGGUUUCUGAUGCAAAUACAAGACCUCAUGCCUAUGUCUCAUUAUGACUAGAGAUCUUCUAGGCUACUGCAUUAAACCUAGCUUGGGUCAGAAAGGGUGGAAAGCUGUUGCCAGUAGCCUGUGUUCAGUUUUGGGGGGUUUCUGCUCAGCCUCCAGUCACAAUGCCACAAUUAACACUAAUUGGUACCUUCCUUGAUGUUUUGGCCAGAGAGAAUGAACUGUCUGUCUGUCCCCUGCCUCCCUGGAGGCAGUCACUCCAGGUCAGAGCAAGAGGCCCGUGGGGAUGUCGCAUGGCUCACAGGACUUUCGUGCCAACAGGAAAUCUCGAAUCAAACCCAAUUCACACUGCAUGAGGACUACUUGCUUUGUAUGUGGUGUUUCUCUCUGGGUGGCCAAAUUUCGGCAAGGAGUGAACACAGGCAGACGUGCCCAUGUGCACACGAUGAACCUUGAAGCCAUUUGCUCACUUCCCUUUAAUCAAAACCUUCUGCUUUUGCAUUUUCUUUUCUGUUUGGUGACCGAAGCGAAGCUUCAUGUGCCUUCACGUGGGAGUUAAAGUGGGUCAGCGGGCUGCUUUGUUUGUGGCAGCUCUCACGUGGAAAAAGCCCGAUGCAAAACGCUGAGGCUUGGCAGGAAAGUGCCAAUUAAAGAUAGCAGUUCAGGAGCAUAUUGUCUGAGCUGAAAGUGCUCGAAUCUGGGGCUGUGACAACUGUCAUGUGCAAAGGAAAGAACGAGGAAUUAUUAAAUUUAAUGUUGAUGUGAGGUAGCUAGUGCUUUCCCUGUUUCAAGUGUUGGCUCUCACGCAGUGUGGAGAAGGAGUUCGUUCCCUGUUUCACAGGUAAGGUAAGUGAGGGGUAGAGGAGGUGAGUCACACAGGGAGCCCAUGCCAGAGCAGGAUCAACAGCACUCAGCAGCUGGGUACUUGGGCUUCACCUCACGUUGGCCCAUGUUAGUUAUCUUUGUGCCAGGAGCAAUCCAGCCUUCUCCUUAGCACUGCACAAGUCUGUUCAGGUGACGUGUGCGGGAGAUGUCAGGGCCAGGAGAUGGCAGAGGGAGAGAUGCAGUGCUACAUCGAGUCAAGUGAAGUUGUUCUCCCCCUUAGUCAUGCAAGUAGUCAACUUGGGACAGCACAUAAAGGAGAUGUGGCUUUCUAAGUCUGCAUGGCAGUGUGCUUAGCUCCAGGGAAGCAACCCAGGGACAUCCAGGCUUUGACACUGCUACCUCUGCUGUCAUGGGCAACUACAUCAUCAUACUGUCAUUCAUAAAUGAAUACAUUUCUCCUUGGAGCACUAGGCCCUCAGAUUCCUGAGCAGACAUUUUGCAAAAGGGCCCUGAAGGAAAGGGGAGGAGCAGGUCACUUGGGUAUAGCCAGUGUUUCUACUGAAAUAGAGACUCUCUCCCUCCCAAUCCAUCCCUCUGCUCCCCACUAGUUCUGUUUUAUUGGUGUGUUUUUGUUUGAAAGAGCAGUGUUGGUAAAUGAAAGCUAGAAUAUCUGUACAUUCCGUUAUUUUAAAAAAGCUUUCUGGCUUUACUUUGCCUUUCCUUACAGCUUUCUGUGCCCUCACUGCAGAUGACCGUAACCUGAUCUCCUGUUUCAUCUUGCAAAUGGACUGUGCUUUAUUUUGCACGUGUAUAGGCACAUACCUCCUACUCAUGACAAACCAGACCUUUCUCAACAAGCAGGGAACAGUGUACUUUGCAGGUGGAGUGAUUAAAGAGAUAUGUGCUGCUUCACUGGGAACAGUAUCCUCUCAGGAGACAGAUGUUCCUACCUUUCUGCUGCACUAGUCCUGCCUGUGCUGGCGAUCCACGUGCAAGAUAGAAUGGACUGCUGAAUUGGGAAUUAUUGCAGACUCAACAGUACAGCACUGCUCGUUGCUUCGUCUAUUACUAGUUAUUUAAAUUGGACUUUUAAUAUCCUGCCAGCUGCUGUUCACACACACAUGGUGCAUUGUUGUCAUUCUCAGAAUUGCAUCUUUGAAACCCAGACCCUCAGUAACCUUCAUCGAACAAAGAGGCAACCUCCUGCGUACGUUUAUAGAGGGAUUUUUCGGACCUACUGCCCUCUAGCUUUCUUGCUGGUGCUGUAUUUCUAAGACACUAUGGAGCCCAGUAUGGAGUACUGCUUAGCGCAAGUGCUGCAGAAGGAUGUUGGAAAGAGACUUCAGGUUGGCCAGGAAUUGAUAGAUUACUUCUCAGAUAAACAGAAGUCAGCUGAUCUUGAACAUGAUCAGACUAUGCUGGAUAAAAUGGUUGAUGGACUGGCCACUUCGUGGGUAAAUUCCAGCAAUUAUAAGGUGGUUCUCCUGGGGAUUGACAUCCUUUCCGCGCUAGUGUCCCGCUUGCAAGAUCGCUUCAAGGCCCAGAUUGGCACAGUGCUGCCAAGUUUACUUGAUAGGCUGGGAGACUCUAAGGACUCGGUGAGGGAGCAGGAUCAGACCUUGCUGCUAAAAAUCAUGGAACAAGCUGCUAAUCCUCAGUAUGUGUGGGACAGGAUGCUAGGAGGAUUCAAACACAAGAAUUUCCGGACAAGAGAAGGGAUUUGCCUCUGCCUUAUUGCAACACUCAAUGCAUCUGGAGCUCAGAGUUUAACACUGAGUAAGAUAGUGCCACAUAUAUGUAACUUACUUGGAGAUCCAAACAGCCAGGUUCGAGAUGCAGCAAUAAACAGCCUUGUGGAAAUUUACAGACAUGUUGGUGAACGUGUAAGGGCUGAUCUUAGUAAAAAAGGAUUACCCCAAUCUCGGUUGAAUGUAAUUUUUACAAAAUUCGAUGAGGUUCAAAAAUCUGGAAACAUGAUCCAGAGUUCAGGUGAUAAAAUUUUCGAUGAUGAAGACUCCGUGGAUGGGAACAGACCUUCCUCAGCUAGCUCCUCUACAUCUUCAAAGGCCCCUGCAAACUCGCGCAGAGUUGGGAUGGGGACUACCCGUAGACUUGGGUCUGCAGCCCUGGGCUCCAAGUCUUCAACAGCCAAAGAGGGAGCAGGUGCUGUGGAUGAAGAAGACUUCAUUAAGGCAUUUGAAGAUGUCCCAACAGUUCAGAUUUAUUCCAGCCGGGAUCUUGAGGAAUCCAUAAACAAAAUAAGAGAGAUACUAUCAGAUGAUAAGCAUGACUGGGAACAGAGAGUUUCUGCGUUGAAAAAGAUCCGUUCCUUACUUUUGGCUGGAGCUGCAGAAUAUGAUAACUUCUUCCAACACUUAAGACUUUUGGAUGGAGCAUUUAAAUUAUCUGCUAAAGACCUGCGGUCUCAAGUAGUACGAGAGGCUUGUAUCACAUUGGGACAUUUGUCAUCAGUUCUGGGAAACAAGUUUGACCAUGGGGCAGAAGCCAUCAUGCCAACAAUUUUUAAUCUAAUUCCAAAUAGUGCCAAAGUCAUGGCCACUUCUGGUGUUGUAGCAGUUAGGUUAAUCAUUCGACAUACGCACAUCCCUCGAUUAAUACCCAUCAUAACCAGUAAUUGUACCUCCAAGUCUGUUGCAGUUAGAAGGCGCUGUUUCGAAUUUUUAGACUUGCUGUUGCAGGAGUGGCAAACACACUCCCUAGAAAGACACAUAUCAGUGUUAGCUGAAACAAUAAAGAAGGGAAUUCAUGAUGCAGACUCUGAAGCCAGGAUAGAGGCAAGAAAGUGUUACUGGGGUUUCCACAGUCACUUCAGCCGAGAGGCAGAACAUUUGUACCACACCUUGGAGUCUUCCUACCAGAAAGCCCUGCAGUCACAUUUGAAGAACUCUGACAGCAUUGUGUCCUUGCCACAGUCGGAUCGCUCCUCCUCUAGCUCCCAGGAGAGUCUUAACCGUCCAUUGUCUGCCAAAAGAAGUCCUACUGGAAGUACUACAUCUAGAGCAUCUACAGUAAGUACAAAAUCUGUGUCAACACCAGGAUCUCUGCAGCGAUCCCGCAGUGACGUCGAUGUGAAUGCAGCAGCUAGUGCCAAGUCAAAAGUGACGUCUUCUGGAGCAUCCACCCCCUUCAGUUCUGCUGCAGCCUUGCCCCCAGGCUCAUAUGCAUCACUAGAUGGUACUACCACUAAAACUGAGGGUCGGAUUCGUACAAGGAGACAGAGCUCUGGCAGUGCCACAAGUGUCACCUCAACGCCUGCUGAUACCCGAGGCCGCAGCCGGGCUAAAGUAGUUUCCCAGUCCCAGCGAUCCAGAUCAGCUAAUCCUGCUGGUGCUGGUAGCCGGUCUAGUUCUCCGGGUAAGCUGUUAGGAAGCACCUAUGGUGGCCUGAGCAGUGGAACGUCCAGAGUCCAGCCAGUGCCAUCCUCUUCAGAGAAGCGCAGCAAGAUCCCUCGGAGCCAGGGGUGCAGUCGAGAGACGAGUCCCAGCAGAAUAGGACUAGCACGGAGCAGUCGUAUCCCCCGACCCAGCAUGAGUCAGGGGUGCAGCCGUGAUACCAGCCGUGAGAGCAGUCGAGAUACAAGCCCUGCUCGGGGCUUUCCUCCACUUGCUUCUCGACGUCAUUCCAGGUCCACUAGUGCUCUCUCCACUGCUGAUUCUGUUGGGCAGUCAGACCGGUUUGGACUUGGACAGCCAGGCAGGAUGCCUGCUUCUGUGAAUGCCAUGCGAGUCCUGAGCACAAGCACAGAUCUGGAGGCUGCUGUGGCCGAUGCACUGCUCUUAGGAGACUCCAGGAGCAAGAAAAAGCCAGUGAGAAGAAGAUAUGAACCCUAUGGGAUGUACUCCGAUGAUGAUGCUAACAGCGAUGCAUCAAGUGCUUGCUCGGAGCGCUCCUAUGGUUCCAGGAACGGGGGCAUUCCACACUACCUGCGGCAGACUGAAGAUGUGGCAGAGGUCCUGAACCACUGUGCCAGCUCCAACUGGUCUGAAAGGAAAGAGGGGCUCAUAGGUCUUCAGAACUUACUGAAAAGCCAGCGGACACUGAGCCGAGUCGAGUUAAAAAGGCUAUGUGAAAUAUUUACUCGCAUGUUUGCUGACCCUCACAGCAAGAGAGUCUUCAGCAUGUUUCUGGAAACCCUGGUUGAUUUCAUCAUCAUUCAUAAAGAUGACUUGCAGGAUUGGCUUUUUGUUCUCCUGACCCAGUUGCUAAAGAAAAUGGGAGCAGAUUUGCUGGGGUCUGUGCAGGCAAAAGUUCAAAAAGCUCUGGAUGUCACCAGGGAUUCUUUUCCAUUUGAUCAGCAAUUUAACAUUUUGAUGAGGUUUAUUGUAGAUCAGACCCAAACACCAAACCUGAAGGUAAAAGUUGCUAUCCUGAAAUAUAUUGAGUCCUUGGCAAGACAGAUGGAUCCAACAGACUUCGUGAACUCCAGUGAGACAAGACUUGCUGUAUCUAGAAUUAUCACUUGGACAACAGAACCAAAGAGCUCAGAUGUGAGAAAGGCAGCACAAAUAGUCCUGAUUUCUCUCUUUGAACUGAACACUCCUGAGUUUACCAUGUUACUUGGUGCCUUGCCAAAAACAUUCCAGGAUGGUGCUACCAAGCUCCUGCACAACCACCUCAAGAACUCCAGUAACACCAGUGUGGGCUCCCCCAGCAAUACCCUUGGUCGGACUCCUUCCCGGCACUCCAGCAGCAGAACCAGCCCCUUAACUUCACCUACCAACUGUUCCCAUGGUGGACUGUCGCCAAGUCGGUUCUGGGGUUGGAGUGCAGAUGGGCUGUCGAAGCACCCCCCUCCCCUUUCUCAGCCUAACUCCAUCCCCACUGCUCCUUCCCACAAGACUUUCAGACGCUCUUACUCUCCCAGUAUGCUGGAUUAUGACACGGAGAACCUAAAUUCUGAUGAAAUCUACAGCUCUCUUCGUGGAGUCACAGAAGCAAUUGAAAAAUUUAGUUUCCGUAGUCAAGAGGACCUGAAUGAGCCAAUCAAACGUGAUGGAAAGAAAGACUGUGACAUUGUGUCUCGAGAUGGUGGCCUUGCUGUGCCUACCAGUGAUGUCCGUGGAAGCAGUGACGUUGUGGAAGGCGGAAGGAUGGCUCUAGAUAACAAAACAUCCCUACUGAACACCCAGCCUCCCCGCACGUUUUCAGGGCCACGUGCUCGAGAGUAUAACCCCUAUCCUUAUGCUGACACAAUUAACACUUACGACAAGACUGCCCUGAAGGAAGCAGUGUUCGAUGAUGACAUGGAUCAGCUUCGGGAUGAAGUACCCAUUGACCAUUCAGAUUUGGUGGCUGAUCUUCUGAAAGAGCUCUCCAACCACAACGAGCGGGUGGAGGAGCGGAAAGGAGCUCUCCUGGAGUUGCUUAAGAUCACAAGGGAAGAUAAUCUCGGAGUUUGGGAGGAACAUUUCAAAACCAUUCUGCUCUUGCUGCUGGAAACGCUUGGAGACAAAGAUCAUUCAAUAAGAGCCCUGGCGCUACGAGUCCUGAGAGAGAUCUUACGGAACCAGCCAGCAAGGUUUAAGAACUAUGCGGAGUUGACUAUCAUGAAAACACUGGAAGCACAUAAAGAUUCCCACAAGGAGGUUGUCAGAGCUGCUGAAGAAGCUGCUUCCACCUUGGCAAGUUCGAUCCACCCUGAGCAAUGCAUCAAGGUGCUUUGCCCCAUCAUUCAGACUGCAGAUUAUCCAAUUAACUUAGCUGCCAUCAAAAUGCAGACGAAAGUCAUUGAGAGGAUUUCCAAGGAAUCGUUGCAUCAGCUUCUUCCCGAUAUCAUUCCUGGGUUGUUACAGGGUUAUGAUAAUACGGAGAGCAGUGUCCGUAAAGCUAGCGUAUUUUGCCUAGUGGCAAUUUAUUCAGUAAUUGGAGAAGAACUGAAACCUCAUCUCGCACAACUCACAGGAAGCAAGAUGAAGCUAUUAAACUUGUACAUAAAGAGGGCCCAGACCACCAACAGCAACAGCAGUUCCUCUUCAGAUGUUUCAACGCACAGUUAAUGGAGAUAUGUGGACAUAUGUGUAGACUUAGAAGCAAUCAACGGUGCCUCUCAGAGACCUUUCUGCUAAUCUUCACUGGCACGCUCCAUCAGCUCAAGGAGGCCAUGCAGAUAUUUAUUGCAAUCAGUAUUUUAGUCCCUUAAAAGCUUUUAUGUAGAAUCUUACUGGUAUUGAAUGUAAAGGAAGCAAGGUCUGUGUUGCAGUCUUCAUUAAAAAUGAACAACAGAAAGCCAUACUUAAACAUAUUUGUAUAGCCUGCUGAAAUCUCAGAAAUAUGUUUAGGUUAGCAUUCCAAAACUCAGUCCAAGAACCUGGACACGCAUAAAGGUAAAACAAAUCUUGUUGGUUUAGUUCAUACCCAGUUUUGGUUUCUGUGUGCUAGUUAACUGCUCUCUCCCUGCAGCUGCAGCCGUUCUGGCUAGGUUCUCCUCUUCUUACAAGUCUUGUGGUCCUGUUUUGUACUCCCUGUUGCAGCUUGCCUAACGUGCAGGGCUCUCCGUGGAGAGAUCUUUGGAGAUGUGGCUGUGAUUCCAGCCUUGGAUGCUUUAAUACUGAGAGAUAUCAAGUGAGUAAUGAAAAAGUAGGUUCUUUUUAAACAUCUGAGUUUUUGUACAUAGUUCUGACAGACCUCUGAUGGGCUGAUUUCUCUGUAACUGCUCUCCAGCCAGCUGUGCUGUUCUGAACAGCACAGCUGGGCUCUUGCUCCUUUCAUUGAUUGUGUAAAUAUUUCUCCCCUUCCAACCCAGUUGGCUCUUUCAUAUACUCAAAUGACUCUCCAGGUUACUUGCUACUCCCCAAAGGGAACCUGAGAGCCAAUUCUGGGACUGAUGCCUGUGAAUGGGACACUGGAGUUAGGUGGGUGGGUGUUGGAUUAGGCUCUGAGUGUGUUCGUGGGUGGGCAGUGGGAGCUGGCAGAGCUGUAUCUCAGUGCUGCCUUGUGAGGCUAGCUGCUUUUUUCUUGAAGUCUGUAGCAUCAAAGGGCUGAUCUGCUGCUCUGACCUGACCCACUGGUGUUGGGUGGUGAACGGCUUUGUCCCCACAAGUACUUUGUGCUUUGGGCAAAACGUUCAUCCCAGAGAACAGAAAGGGCAUCUGAAACUGAACAAGAAGACCCUGUGGAAGCACCUGCUGAGCCAGCUGGGACAGUGCUGGUUGCCUGCCACAGCUCCCCUCCUGUGCCUGAAGAGCCUGCAGUGCUGUUAGCUGCCUUUACAAACCUCCUUUUUCCUGGCCAGCCCCAUGCACAGCCCUGCUGGGUGCUCUGCAUUUCGGAGGGGUGCAGAGGGCCCUCGCUGGGCACUGCUGUCAGCAGGGGUGCUCUGAGUGAGGGUGCAGCGGGGCAAAUCCUUUUGCAGCCUGAUGACACGGACCAAGUCAGAGCCAAACCAGCAGCAGUCAAAUACCCCACGGCACUACCCUUUCCCAAAGGGAGACCCUUCUGUUUGCAAAGGGUGAGCUCCCCCUGCCUCUCCCUGUAACCAGGGGAAGCAGGAGGAUGUUAGUACUGUGUCUGGCCCUGGGCUGGAUCCUGGCUGACGGGCAUGCCCACCCCAAACCUGCAAUGGAUCAGAACUGGGGUUUUGCCCCCAGUGCCAGUGAUGAGAGAAGGAUGGCGGACCUGCAGCUUACGGCUGCAGCUGUAUUGAUGGAUGUGUGCUCCCUGGCUGCUCUCAGUGCCUCGGUCUCUCUCCAGCCCCCUCCGUUUCCCCUGAAGGGACACCUUGGUAGCGUACUGAGAACAUGAGUUUCCAGUACCGCAGCAGGGGAGUGCAGUUGGGAGGGUAGAGCCCCAUCGUCCUCCCCCUCCAUCAGUUCAUCCCUGCGUGUCUCAGCCCCAGCCCUGAGGAGCUAUGCUGGGAGGUGAUGCUUGAUACCAGCUCCCCUCCCAAUCCCCAGCUCAGGAGGGAUUGGGGCUGGUGCGGACUAUGCGGGAUUGGGCUGCAAAGCCUGUUGGUCCCUUUCGCUGCUGAUGUGAGAGCAGAGGAGGUGACCUGCUCCUGAGUUUGUCAGGAUGUGUCCAGGCUUUUGCUGGCUGCAGGGCUAGUUCCCUCAUCUUUCCCAGUGAGUAAUGCCAUGGCAGGAGAAACCAUGCAAUCCUGCUGGGUAGGAUUCCCCCAGGGUCUUUCCGCAGGCUCAGAAAAGCCAUCCUCACUAGAGAGAGGAUUGGCUGCUCCAUGGUUAGCGUCUCCCUUUCUGUGGACCAUUUCUCUUCAACAUCUUUCAGUAUGCUUGUUAGAAUAUUCAUUUUUUAUUUUUUUGAAUGAUUCAAAUUAUUUUAGCUUAACACAAAUUUAUUUUCCCUUUUGAGGAAAUAUUCAGCUGACUUGGCAGCAGUUAGCUGUCUUGUUUGAAUUUUUAGUAGUGGGUUUGGUUUUUUGUUGUUUUUUUGUUGUUUUUUUUUUUUUUUUAAUUUGUACUCUAACUGCUUAGUAUUUAUGCCUCUCUUUCUCCCCAUCUCAGUUCAGCAUCUUCUGUUCCAGUUCUGGUGUUCAGAAGGUCAGCAUAGCUGACCAGAUGGUGAUUAGUCCCUCCCAGCUGUGAUGGAGCUUGAUCCAUCACCGUUUUCUGUUUGGGUUUUGGUUUUUUUCUUUUUUUUUUUUUUUUUUUUUUGAAUGGCACACUGUAGCAAAUCUCCAGGAAUUGAAUUCCUUCUCAAAUGAUUUUAUAUAUUUUAUAAAAUCCUGUUAGUAUGCACUGAGAGUGAACGCACUGUAACGUCCCUGAACUGACCCUGGCGCGUGUGCUGACACUACAGUAGGAGUUAACAGCUCAUCCUUGAAAAGAUGCGUGCAACCUGCUGCGACUCCAGCGACAAGCCUGUGUUUUCUGAUGCUAUUGGCACACUUGGGGCUGCAAAUGGUAGAACCAGGCCUUACUUUCUGAAUCAGAUUCAGUUCUGUUUGUCAACAGAUGCUCAUUAGCGUGCUACUUUAUUUCGUUACGUGAGUCAGUUGAGGACUGUUCAUCCUUUGAGUACUCUAGAAGUAUGUUAUACCUGUAUACAGUAGAGAGCAUUCUGCUUAGGUAUUUAUAAAUCAUUGCGUAUAAUGUACAUAGUAAGGUUGUUUAGUAUGUUGAAAAUGACCUGAUUUUUUUUUUGGUGUUUCCUUUGAAGUACUCAAAGGGCUAGCUCUGAAUGUCACCUCUCUGAUCUCCAGUGUUCUGACUUCAACAAGCUGUACAAUCAUUUUGUUUUCUCUUCAGCAAGCAUAAAGGUCUCUCUGGCUACAAAUCACAGUGUCCACGCACGCUUGCAGAGAAAGAUCUGCAUGCUGGCAGUGCCUCACCGCACCGGUGAAGCUUGUGUUCACGUUCUCCUGGCAGUAGCCACCUACUGCAGCUGCCUUUUUUUUUUUCUUGCUGCCCAUUAUGCAGGGCUUCAAUUUUUCGUACCUUAAAAAAAAAAAAAAAAAAAAAAAAAAGAAAAAAGGAAAAAAAAAGUGUAUUUUCUUUGCCCACCACGCUUUAACAGUCUGAAUGGGAGAAAACUCUCAGCAGACAGCGGCUCCUGGCUGCAAGGUUGCCGAAAUCUCAGAUGUGGAUGUUUUUUCUGCCAUUGGCUGCACCAGUGCUCCGUGGGCAUGGGCAAAUACCAGAUCCAUCCGCCCCACAGGUCUACGUACUGUAGUUCUCAUGUAGUGCAGAAAUAUCGAGGCAUGUGGCUUUCUUAAGGUACACUAUGUGUGCUUGCCUGGAUUACAAUACAAUAUGAGACUGUCUUUUUUUAUUGCUUAUUACUAGCUUAACAAUAACCUGUAUAAGUAAUGUAACUUGCAUCUUUGUCAUCAAACCCUUUUCUCCCCACCCCUUUAUUUAUCAAGCAUAAUAUUACAUAUUAAGGGACAGAAAAAUAGACCUUUGUAGUAUACAACAGGACGUUGCUAACAAUGUUUUAAAUGGGAAGUAAAAACUGCUCUAAAAAAUGCCAGCCAUGAGAAAUUACUUUGGCACCGUGUUCAUGCGCAUGUAUUUUUUUCUAUUUUUUCCGCUUUUGUCAUGUUACAUCCAUAUCUGUAUUUAUAUCUUAUUUGUUUCACUUUUGAGUGUAUCAUGGCAAUUGUACAGAUGUUUUUUGUUAACAUUUAUGUGAUAGAAUUUGCUAAAAAAAAAAACUUAAAAUAAAACCUUUUGAGUUUGCCCUAGAA
Messenger RNA from Aquila chrysaetos chrysaetos, 14737 nucleotides. RefSeq names its product cytoplasmic linker associated protein 1 (gene CLASP1). The transcript is spliced from 43 exons. Lineage: Eukaryota; Metazoa; Chordata; Aves; Accipitriformes; Accipitridae. Gene Ontology annotation, molecular function: microtubule binding; kinetochore binding. Gene Ontology annotation, cellular component: mitotic spindle; microtubule organizing center; spindle microtubule. The record is from RefSeq and is a predicted model, not a curated record. Gene Ontology annotation, biological process: mitotic spindle assembly. Bases 5856 to 10592 code for a protein of 1578 amino acids.